Molecule: messenger RNA, 670 nt
Organism: Microdochium trichocladiopsis
Lineage: Eukaryota; Fungi; Ascomycota; Sordariomycetes; Xylariales; Microdochiaceae
Exons: 1
Coding region: 232-642 (136 amino acids)
Source: RefSeq, a predicted model, not a curated record
GGCAGCACUUCCGCCACCAUUUUGCAACCACGGAUUCGACACAGUGGCUCAGCUGCAUCUUGAAAUGCACUAGUCCCUCUGAUAUAACCCCAAGUGUCAUGAAUAUUCCCUCAACGCGCCAGACGUGGUCAUCCACCAGAUAUCAUCAACACGAAAAUAGAGCUCGCCGGUUUUGCCAUUAUUCGCCCACCUGUCGACAAUAAUCCGUGCCGCGGGCAGUUUGUGGACGCCAUGAUCGACUACACCUUCUGGAGACUGCCCUUCCUCCUGCACAUCACCAUCGAGUCUGCCGCAGUCUUUCUCUUCACCUGCCGGCCGGAAUCGCAGCUCAGUACUAAGGAAUGCUCAGUGGAGGCGCGGCUAGUGCUCAGGCAGUACGGCGCCCUCCUCGCAUCCAGCAAUCUGAUUUGCCUUGGCACGAUCCUUCAACCCUACUCCUCGUCGUUGACUCGACAGAUCGCACUGGCACUCGUGGUUUAUCAUGUGUUUCCCUGCCAUCGUGCUUGGUUCAGGCUACAGGCCGGCCACGAAGGCAAGAAGGGCGCUGGCGAACGAAGGGUACCUUUUCUGGCAAGACCAGACCUGCAUCUGGUGUUGCACGUAGCCUGUUGUGCGGCUUUUGCUGCUGUUGGCAUUUUCUGAACUGAAUCAGGCAGCUAAAAAUUUGGAC